UAAGUAAAAUUAGAAUAAUCAGUAAGCAAAAUAAAUUUUCAAAUAUGUCUUUAAUUCGACAAACGUAUUGUACUCUAAUAGUAUGUUACUCGUGUAUGAAUAUAGGAAUCAUGUUCGCGUGGCCGUCAUCCACCCUCAAGAUUUUCGAGUCAAAAAAUACAACUCUAAACAGACCUAUGACUGAAAUGGAAAUAGCACUCUUUGGGAGUUUAUCUUCUAUAUCGGCUUUAAUUACUACACCCAUAGCGGGCUUCCUCUUGGAUAUACUGGGGAGAAAAUAUAGUUGUAUACUAUUUAGUGUUCCGCCAGUGGUUGCCUGGUCCUUGAUCUCAACAUUCCCAUCUGUAACUGUAGUCCUAUUAUCUGUAUUUAUAUCAGGAUUAGGAGGCUGUAUGUUCGUAGUUGUACCCCUAUACAUCAGCGAAUUUUGUCAUGAAUCUAUCAGAGGCACCAUGACCUCUGGAUGCAUAAUUUUUUAUGGCGUUGGUUUAAUGGUGUCUUACAUCUUAGGAGGGCGUCUAGAUUAUCAUACAAUGAACUACGUGUGUCUGUUUAUAUCUGUUGUGGGCGUAUUAGCGCUUAUGAUUGUAAAAGAGUCGCCGACUUAUUUGAUGAAGAAAGGAUUACAUAAAGAAGCCGCAAACACAAUUGCUUUCUAUAGAUCCUCAAAACCUGGUUCAAAGGAAGUUUUACAAGAAAUGGAUGUGAUAAAAAGAACACUCAACCCACAAAUGGAUGAUGUGACACCUGAAGAGGAAAAACUGAAGAUCGAAGAUCAACCCCCAAAAAAACUUUCAUUACUUGAGUUCUUACAAAAAUCCCGUUCCACUCGUCGUGCAUUGGUUUUAAUCCUUGUGCUGUACUCCAUUGCCAUCUUCCAAGGGCUUGCAGUAGUGCAGGUCUAUGCAGAACCAUUGUUCGAAGAAGCUCUACCAAGCAUGUCUGCUAACUUGAGUAGCAUAUUAUUCGCACUCCUAAACACCAUCGCUGGUUUGACUUCAGCUUACAUGAUGGACCAUGCAGGAAGACGGCCCGUGAUGAUUUACUCGUCACUAGCAUCUUGCUUUUGCUGCGUAGCUUUAGGGACACAGAUUCAGUUACACUGGGGUCCACAUUGGCUAACUGCCAUAUUUGUCUACGCUUUCUGUGUAACGUGUACGUGUGGGGCUGGAACCGUACCCUACGUGAUGAUUGCUGAACUCUUUUUACCUGAGGUAAAGGGCGUGAUGUCAAUGCUGGGUGUACAGUGGGGAUGGAUAUGCAACUUCAUUAUCCUCUUCAUCUUCAACCCUCUGGUCGCAGCGAUGGGUUUGGGGCCGGUCUUCUACAUCUUUGCGAUUGUCAGCGUUAUUUCUACAGUAUUUAGUUAUUUCUACCUGCCAGAAACGAAUGGACUAACUGUGGACGUCAUUCAAACAUUGUUAGUUAAGAAGACGCAAUGUUGAAGAAAUAUCUGACUGGGUCUUUGUAUAGAAUAGACCUACUAGUUAGCAACGCAAAGGGUAGCUAGGUUAUAUAUAUUAACCAAUAAGUGACUUUUACGUUUUUAAUUUUUGCACCCUCGAUUUCAUUUUUUAUCACCCUUUUGUAUGAAAUCUCUAUGGAUGAUAAAAAAAUGCUGCACCUUUAUUGGUUUCUAAUAAAUGUUUUAGUAUUCCAUACAAUUGUCAGUGUCUUGUUAAUCUACAUUGUAAAGUAAA
Pararge aegeria (speckled wood butterfly) is the source of this 1700-nucleotide messenger RNA. Its product is annotated as facilitated trehalose transporter Tret1-like. The record is from RefSeq and is a predicted model, not a curated record. Gene Ontology annotation, cellular component: membrane. Gene Ontology annotation, molecular function: transmembrane transporter activity. The coding region runs from base 45 to 1445 and encodes 466 amino acids. NCBI's taxonomy places the organism in Eukaryota, Metazoa, Arthropoda, Insecta, Lepidoptera, Nymphalidae. The transcript is spliced from 7 exons. Gene Ontology annotation, biological process: transmembrane transport.